AUGGCGCACGAUGGUUUACGUCGUCUUCCUCCUCCACCUCUAUUUACAAUUCGUCCUCCACCUAAACCACCUGGACCUUUAUUUGAACAUUUUCAAACAGUUGAAAUUUUAAAUGGUCAAUGUGUGAGACCAUCAUUGAAUAUUUUUAAUACUUCUUCAACUAUUCUGCAAACACAUGAAGAGCAAAUAAAUUGGCUAAAUCUCUUUCUUCUUAUUUUGGCUAUUAUUAGUGUUAUUUCUUGUAUUAUAAUUGCAAUAUUUAUUUUUAUUUGUCUCAAAAAAUUAAGAAAAGAAGAAUCACAAUACAAAAGUUAUGUCAUGACUGGUUCAAUAUCGUCAAGAAAUCCUCAUCCUCAUCAAUCUGAUCUAUGUACAAGAGCAAGUGAGCAUUAUAAGUGUACAUCGACUACAUUGAAUUGUUGUGAUGAUUAUUAUUCUCAUCAAUUAAUUCCAAUGACAGAAGCCCCAUCACAAUCUGUCAUUUCCCCUCAUCAUAUUGUAAAUUCAACUAAUAAUACUGAUUCUCCAUCAGCAUUAAACAGUGCCGGUGGUGUUGAUAACGCACAAAAUCACCAAUAUGAAUGUAUACCUGAAUGUUUCUUGACAAUGGCCCGUCAUCAUCAUCAUCAUCAUCCGUCAGCUGUAUGUCAUCGUCAACAUCAAUUGUAUCAUAGACCUAAUACGUGUUCGGUACCUUAUGCUACUUUUUCACGCUCAAUACUUCUAUCUCGAGGAGUGACAACAACAAGUACAAGUAAUAGUAGUCAAUGUACAUGUUCUCCUCCGCCAUCAGCAACAAUCGUUCAAGAAGAAUCAUCUAUUCCUUUACUUGACUCAUCUAUUUAUAAAGAAUCUCAUCAGAAAGGAGAACAAUUACCGUCACCACCAAAAUCGAUGAUAAUCGGAUGGACAAGACGAAAUUCAACUAUAUCAACAAAACGAAAAUCGGCUGGUCAUUCUAGUAAUGAACAACGACACAGUUUUCUGUCUCAAUUACGGAAGUCUUCUGUAUUACAAUAA
Molecule: messenger RNA, 1020 nt
Organism: Rotaria socialis
Lineage: Eukaryota; Metazoa; Rotifera; Eurotatoria; Philodinida; Philodinidae
Source: the annotation of a GenBank genome assembly